This is a messenger RNA of Lontra canadensis (Northern American river otter), 2689 nucleotides long. RefSeq names its product glypican 4 (gene GPC4). The record is from RefSeq and is a predicted model, not a curated record. NCBI's taxonomy places the organism in Eukaryota, Metazoa, Chordata, Mammalia, Carnivora, Mustelidae. Gene Ontology annotation, biological process: regulation of protein localization to membrane; cell migration; regulation of signal transduction. Gene Ontology annotation, cellular component: cell surface; synapse; extracellular region. The transcript has 9 exons. The coding region runs from base 535 to 2205 and encodes 556 amino acids.
CGGCCAGUCAAUCAGCGGCGGAGCUGAGGAGGGCACAGCCGCGCGGCCGAGGGCAGAGUGAGCCGAGCGGAGCCGAGCCGAGCCAGGAGAGCGGACCCGCGCCGGGCAACCUCGAGCCGCGCGCCGCGAGCGCCCGCCGCCGCCCACGCCCUCCGCGGCCCCGGCGGCGCCUGCCACCUUCCCCUCCUUCCCCGCGCCCCUGUCCCGCUGCCGGCCGGCGCGCCCCGUCCGCCGCCCCGCGGAGCCCAGAGCCCACCGGCCCGCACCUCCGCUCCCGUGGGCCGCGCACCGCCUCCACGCCCUCGGCCUCUUCCACCCCCGCCGGGCGCCUGGCACCGGGGACCGUUGCCUGACGCGCGAGGCCCAGCUCCACUUUUCGCCCCGCGUCUCCUCCCGCUGCUCUCCCAACUCCUACCCCAACUCCCUCGCCCUCUCGCUCCGCUCGCGAGUCCCCCGGCCCCGCGCCGCUCGGCCCGCGCUCGCCACUCUCCCCCGGUUCCCAGAGGUGGGACCGCGUCAGCCCCGGCCCGCACCAUGGCCCGGUUCGGCUUGCCCGCGCUUCUCUGCGCCCUGGCCGUGCUCUGCACCGCGCUGCUGGCUGCCGAGCCCAAGUCGAAAAGUUGCUCGGAAGUGCGACGGCUUUACGUGUCCAAAGGCUUCAACAAGAACGAUGCCCCCACGCACGAGAUCAACGGUGAUCAUUUGAAGAUCUGUCCCCAGGGCUAUACCUGCUGCUCUCAGGAGAUGGAGGAGAAAUACAGCCUGCAAAGUAAAGAUGAUUUCAAAAGUGUGGUCAGCGAACAGUGCGAUCAGUUGCAAGCUGUCUUUGCUUCCCGUUACAAGAAGUUUGAUGAAUUCUUCAAAGAACUACUGGAAAAUGCAGAGAAAUCCCUGAAUGACAUGUUCGUGAAGACCUAUGGCCGCUUAUACAUGCAAAAUUCUGAGCUAUUUAAAGAUCUCUUCGGAGAGCUGAAGCGCUACUACGUGGCGGGAAGCGUGAACCUGGAAGAAAUGCUAAGUGACUUCUGGGCUCGCCUUCUGGAGCGGAUGUUCCGCCUGGUGAACUCCCAGUACCACUUCACAGACGAGUAUCUGGAGUGCGUGAGCAAGUACACGGAGCAGCUGAAGCCCUUUGGAGACGUCCCUCGGAAACUGAAGCUGCAGGUUACGCGUGCGUUUGUUGCCGCCCGUACUUUUGCUCAAGGCUUAGCAGUCGCGAGAGACGUAGUGAGCAAAGUCUCCGUGGUCAAUCCCACAGCCCAGUGUACCCAGGCCUUGCUCAAGAUGACCUACUGCUCCCACUGCCAGGGGCUUGUGAGUGUGAAGCCGUGUUACAACUACUGCUCCAACAUCAUGAGAGGCUGCCUGGCCAACCAAGGCGAUCUUGAUUUUGAAUGGAACAAUUUCAUAGACGCGAUGCUGAUGGUGGCAGAGAGGCUCGAGGGUCCUUUCAACAUCGAAUCGGUCAUGGAUCCCAUCGACGUGAAGAUUUCCGACGCUAUAAUGAAUAUGCAGGAAAACAGUGUGCAAGUGUCCCAGAAGGUUUUCCAGGGAUGUGGGCCCCCCAAACCCCUCCCGGCUGGCCGGACCUCCCGUUCCAUCUCCGAGGGGGCAUUCAGCGCUCGCUUCAGACCGUAUCACCCCGAGGAACGCCCGACCACGGCGGCUGGCACGAGUUUGGACCGACUGGUUACUGAUGUCAAGGAGAAGCUGAAACAGGCCAAGAAGUUCUGGUCCUCUCUGCCCAGCAAUGUUUGCAGCGAUGAAAGGAUGGCUGCCGGGAACGGCAACGAGGAUGAUUGCUGGAACGGGAAAGGCAAGAGCAGAUACCUGUUCGCGGUGACGGGAAAUGGCUUAGCCAACCAGGGCAGUAAUCCGGAGGUCCAGGUGGACACCAGCAAACCAGACAUACUGAUCCUUCGCCAGAUCAUGGCCCUUCGGGUUAUGACCAGUAAAAUGAAGAAUGCUUACAAUGGGAACGAUGUGGACUUCUUUGAUAUCAGUGAUGAGAGCAGUGGAGAGGGAAGUGGAAGUGGUUGUGAGUAUCAGCAGUGCCCUUCGGAGUUUGAGUACAACGCAACCGACCACUCCGGGAAGAGCGCCAACGAUAAGGCCAGCGGUGCUGGUGGCCUUGCCAGGGCACAGCCCUACCUUCUCGCUGUCUUCUGCAUCUUGCUCCUGGUCAUGCAGAGAGAGUGGAGAUAAUUCUGAAUCGUAGAGAAAGAGUUCUCUUCAAAAAGUUAAAAAGGCACCGGUUAUCACUUUUAUACCAUCCUAGUGACUUUGCUUUUUAAAUGAAUGGACAACGAUGUACAGUUUUUACUAUGUGGCCACUGGUUUAAAAAAUGCCGACUUUGUGUUUUCAUUCAGUUUUGUGGGGAAAAGUGACUUGUAUGUAUAAAGGCAGUUCCUGCUCCCCCAGAAUCAUGUUAAACGUGGCUAACAGUGUAGGUACAGAACUGUAGUGAGUUGUGCAUUUGUGAUUUUAUCACUCUUGUUUUUUUUUUUUUUCUUUUUGUUUGUGGGGUUUUUUUUUCUCCUUCGAUUAUGAUCUCACCUUGUUUCUUACAAGAAAACCAGGGUCCUUUCUUGGCAUGUAACAUGUACGUAUUUCUGAAAUAUUAAAUAGCUGUACAGAAGCAGGUUUAUUUAUCAUGUUACCUUAUUAAAAGAAAAAGCCCAACAAGCA